Messenger RNA from Perca fluviatilis (European perch), 1322 nucleotides. RefSeq names its product alpha-synuclein-like. Bases 329 to 703 code for a protein of 124 amino acids. Gene Ontology annotation, cellular component: axon terminus; cytoplasm; neuronal cell body. The record is from RefSeq and is a predicted model, not a curated record. The transcript is spliced from 6 exons. Gene Ontology annotation, molecular function: cuprous ion binding. Lineage: Eukaryota; Metazoa; Chordata; Actinopteri; Perciformes; Percidae. Gene Ontology annotation, biological process: synaptic vesicle endocytosis; chemical synaptic transmission; synapse organization.
GACAGACAGACAGAAAGACAGACAGCGAGCAUCUCUUCUUUUCUCUCGCAUCAGCAUCACGGGGUUUAAUCGCUCUUUCUCCAUCACCGAGGCGUAGGAGGCGUCUGUCAAACCUGUGGAGCGUCUGUCUGUCUCUUUCUGUCUGUGUCCGUCUGUCUGUUCGAAAGACACUACACAGUUGUAGUUUUGGAGACAAUAAAACGGGUUUACUGCUCUUUGGGGGGGAAUCUCCGCUGUCAUCCCGGAAGAUUUAUCGCAUUCUCGCCGUAAAGGAAGUUGAAGCGAACAGCUGUGUGUGCGUGUUAAUUUGGGAGCCAAUCAAGCAGCCAUGGACGCGUUCAUGAAGGGUUUCUCUAAAGCCAGGGAUGGGGUCGUGGCGGCGGCGGAGAAAACCAAGCAGGGAGUGACUGGAGCAGCUGAGAUGACGAAAGAUGGGGUUAUGUUUGUCGGUUCCAAAACAAAGGAUGGAGUCACAACAGCUGUGUCUGGAGUGUCUCAUGUGGGUGGAGCCAUGGUUACCGGGGUUACCGCUGUGGCCCACAAAACUGUGGAGGGUGCAGGGAACAUUGCCGCUGCCACUGGAUUGGUCAAGAAGGAUCCUACCAAACAAGGGGAUGAAGCCUCAGCAGUACAGGACAUGGCAGAGUCACCGGUUGACACCGACCCUGCUGAUGCUACAGAGGACGACACCGAUGACAACUGAUUUAGAGCGUCACAAUCAAAGAUCAAUGAUCAAUGAUCAAUGACCGAAACAUUCCAUGUCGCUCUGCCAAGUCCCGUUGUGCCUCGUUUUGGUCCUUUAUGGAGUCUCUGCUCAACGUCUGUGUGUGUGUGUGUGUGUGUUUCUGUUUGUGUUGUUACGUAUGUCUGUACAGUAUAUGUGUAAAUGUUGUAGAGAAAGAGGGUUGAUGUUGUGUGAGUGCGUGAGUGAGUGAGUGUGUGUGUGUGUGUGUGUGUGUGUCUAUAUGUACUUUUUCUGUCAACUGUGUGACUAUGUCAAUAACUCAAACAUGGAAAUAUACCACUUCAAGCACCUAAGUGUCUCUAUAUAAAUGAACAAUUUACAGUGAUCUGUUUGAAAUGGAAUCGUAAUGAUAUUCUCUAUUUUUGUCUGUAUACUGUCACUGUUUUUUGCGGUGGACUAUAAAGUGCUGAGCUAGUUGUGCAUUCAUAUUGUAUUUUUUAUGUUAUCACUGCUGUAACAAAUAUGUCAUAUUGAAUGGACUUUUGAAAUCCAAGAGCAUGUAAAACUACUCAGCUUAACUGCUGUGAUAUGAAUUUAUUUGGAGUUCAGUGUUAAAUAAAGUGUUUAAAAAAGUGUU